Messenger RNA from Fusarium redolens, 1572 nucleotides. Its product is annotated as FAD dependent oxidoreductase-domain-containing protein. The record is from RefSeq and is a predicted model, not a curated record. Bases 1 to 1572 code for a protein of 523 amino acids. Gene Ontology annotation, cellular component: cytoplasm. The transcript is spliced from 3 exons. Lineage: Eukaryota; Fungi; Ascomycota; Sordariomycetes; Hypocreales; Nectriaceae. Gene Ontology annotation, molecular function: oxidoreductase activity.
AUGGCGACCGAUAAGACACCGAUUGAAAGCCAAAUUAGGCCUGGUUCGGACGACGAGCUGAACUCGUAUCUCAACCCAGCUACCGCUCGAUUCCUCAAAAGCGUGUCAAGGUCAAUCCUCCAGGACCCGGGAUUGCCCAGGCCAAACCCAACAGUGUCAGCUUGGCAAAUUCCUCCUCAUCCAUCUCUGGCCUCUAUACAGUCAAGGGUUCUGCCAGAGUUUACUGAUUUUGCGGUGAUUGGCUCCGGUAUCACUGGCUGUAGUGUCACAAAGACACUCCUUGAGCACCCAUCUACAGCUAGCUCAGUUGUAACGGUGCUUGAGGCCCGCACUCUUGUUAGUGGGGCAACGGGACGCAAUGGUGGACAUCUUGUCACAGCAUCUGGGCAUACAUUCGGUCCUCUGGCUGAGCAGCAUGGCACUGAGGCGGCAAAGGAGAUCACCCGCUUCAGCAUCAUGAAUAUUGAGCAUUUGAUGAAACUUGUCAGAGAAUUCGACCCUGCUUUGCAAGAAGAAUGUCAGAUACGAGAUGUUCUCAAAGUCAUGGCUGUUGGAGACGACGAGACAUGGGCUGCUGCCAAGAAAUCUGUUCUGGGUUUCCAGGACAAGGUUCCAGAGUACAGCGCUUAUCACAGUAUAAUUGAAAGAGACCAAGUUCCAGAGAGAUGGAAUAUCAAGAAUGCAUCUGGAGCCGUUGAACAUGAAGCUGGUGCAAUUUGGCCCUAUCGACUACUCACCGGAAUCUACGAGCGUCUCUUGAACAAGUACCCCAAUCGACUGAAUAUUGAGACAAAUACGCCGGUCACUCGUGUUGAGUUCUCACAGGGCUUAUAUCCCUACACCAUCACUACUCAAAGGGGAAGCAUCCGAGCUAAAAAGGUCAUCCAUUGCACUAACGGGCAUGCGGCGCACUUGUUGCCAGGGUUAGCUGGAGGUCUGUAUCCAUUCCGAGGAACAAUGUCAGUUCAAAGGCCGGGACCGUUGUUUCCAAAACACAAAGGAACUCGAUCCUGGAGCUUGUCUCAUAAGCCAACACUGGAUGCCGAAACUGGCUUCUUCGACACUGGGCUCUAUUAUUUGCAGCAAAAUGCUCUGACAGAGAGUAUUUGGAUCGGGAACGAGACGGCAUAUAUGAAGGAUAUCUUGACUUCGGAUGAUACUUAUGUUCCUAAAGAAGCAAAGCAGGCACUUUCUACUGUUUUGCCAAAAUUGUUUCUAAAUGGUUGGGGACCAGAGACCGUUUCAGAGAUCGAGUCCAUUUGGUCGGGUAUUCAAGGACAUACAGCAGAUGGACUUCCUGUAGUUGGCAGGAUACCUGAGUCUCUGACGGGCACUAUUGGGGACGAUGGACAGUGGAUAGCUGCAGGAUUCAACGGGUAUGGGAUGGACAAGUGCUGGCUGACUGGUGAGGCGUUGGUUAAGAUGAUACUCGGAGAGGAUGUCAGCGAAUGGUUUCCUGGGGCAUUCCUCAUCACAGAGGAACGUCUCCAGACGAAGCUAACAGCUGAUCAAACGUUGCUCAAGUUUGCAAAGAUCGCCUUGCCUGCAGGUGCCAAGGAGGGGAAGUUGUAA